AUGGGCUCGGGAAGCAGCAAACUCAACGCGGACACGCUCCCGGGCGGCUCGCAGCACCAAACGCGGCUGCUGUACCGCAAUACGUGGCGCGUGGACAACACCAACCGCAUCUUCGGCGCCUGCUACGACGGCAACACGGUCGUGAUCGUGACGCCCGGUCGCAGCCUGCUCAAGCCCUACAUCCGCAUCCCGGAGGGCACCUACGCGCUCGUGCAGAACCAAGGCCGAGACAUCGACUACGUCAAGCCCGACGGCACCCGCACGCCCGUGUGGCCGCCUGGCAUGCACUUCGCCUCGCUCUUCACCAAGCGCUCGGCUCUCGUGACCAAGCAGUACAUUGUCUUCGACACGCCCGUGAAGGGCUGCAAGACCGCGGACGACGUGACUGUGGGCAUCGACAUGUGCCUGAUCCUGCGCAUCAUGGGCGACGAGUCCAAGGGUGAAGACCCGGAGCUCGUCCGUCGCUUCGUCUACGAGUUGGGCCCCAACGGACUCGAGGUGCAGCUCCGUGCCGCUCAAGAUGAAGCCGUGCGAGCGCUGGCCCGUAGUGUGGAGCACACGGAGGUGUACCAGCUCCGCGACGGCACCAUGCGCGAGAGGUUCAAGACGGGGGCGCUCAACUUCCGCACGAACCGGCCGGCGAACGACGAGCUCCAUUCUCCCAAGAUGAAGAAAGAACCUGUCAAGGAGGAGGACAUCCCACCGGAGGACAAGGUGCUCUACUGCGUCACGGAGGACAUCAAGCGCAGUCUGAACGACCAGUUCAACACGUACGGCGUGCAGAUCACGAGUGUCGCCAUCACGAACGUCACGCUGCCGGAGGAGUUCCAGAAGCAAAUGGAGAACCGCACGACCCACCUGAGCGCCAUCAAGGAGCAGAACAUGAAGCAGUUGAGCGACAUGCAGAUGCUGCAGUACAAGGAGGAGAUCGACACGACCAAGCUCAAGCGCAGGAUGAUGUACAUGGAGGAAGAGCAGACUGGCAAAGCCAAGUGCGCCGAGAUCCGCAAGGGGAUCGACCUCAUCGAAGCGCAGACGAAGCUUGCGGACGAGGAGAUCAAGCAGAAGACCACAGUGACGUGCAACAACCGCGACGUUGAGGCUUCGCUGAAGAUCGCCGAGAUUGAGGCCGAGACCGUGCGGAUCGCAGCGGAGAUCAACGCGCACUGUGACGCUGAGAUCGACCUCAUCAACGCCGAGAAGGCCGCGCUGCAGAUGCAGCUGGACGCCACCAAGGAUGAAAUCCGCGCCACGUCCGAGUCCAAGGCCGCGGAGAUUGUCGCUCGCGCUGAGGGUGCUGCUGUGAGUAAGCUGGAGAAGUACCGUAAGCACGAGCUGGAGAUGAAGAAGCUGGACAUGCUCGGCUCGCUCGCCAAGAACAAGAAGACGGUGGUCUCGGGCGACACGUCCAACAGUUUGCUGUCGGAGGUGCUGGUGGCGAAUCGCCAGGGCAAUGUCAUGCUGAGCAUCGACGGCAUGGCGAGCAGGGCUGGCGGUGGAGGCUUCGUUUGAAGUCAGCAAACGUGAACUAUUGAACGCUUCGGCGCCAUGGUAAGUGCCGAGGCAGCAGCAUAUCCGCAAGCAAGACUGGCUGCCGGUUGAAGGUAGACGCCCGUUAUUUCACAGCGACAACACAAGCAAAAGCUGCUAGCACACAGCAAUACUUAUCCCACCCGUAGUAGCGUACUAUAUAUGAUAAGCAGCAACAAACCUUAUUUGAUC
Messenger RNA from Phytophthora sojae, 1722 nucleotides. RefSeq lists its product as hypothetical. The coding region runs from base 1 to 1512 and encodes 503 amino acids. The transcript has a single exon. NCBI's taxonomy places the organism in Eukaryota, Oomycota, Peronosporomycetes, Peronosporales, Peronosporaceae. The record is from RefSeq and is a predicted model, not a curated record.